AUGUGUUGUGACAUAGUACAAACCUAUAAUGCUGGAUUAAAUCAUUAUAGCAUAACUUUUACAGGACUUAUUAUCACGAGUUUAACCAAGAUUCGAGAAAAUAAGUCAGCCAAGAAUAUUUUUGAGGAUGAAUUCAAAAAAAUAAAACCACGGAAAGAGCUCACAAAUUUUUCGCUCUCAGGCAGAAAUAAAUUUCCAAUGUAUUUUAAUACACUUAAAAUAAAACUAAAAAAGCUGACAGUUGACCAUGUGCUAAGCUCUAGUAGAAAAUGCAGCCAAAUAAAACAAACUUAUAUUGAUACAAAACAAUUAUUUAUAGACCAGUAUUGGAUAGAUUUUAAAAAACUAUUCAACGGAGUCUUAGAAUUGAAUUAUGAUAGAUUAAACAACAAGCUGGAUAAUGGUUUGUUUAUUGAAAGCAAAAGAGGAAUUAUCCUAGGUGGAAAUAGUCUAGGGACAAACUUGUUUGAAACAACAUGUAGAUCAAUCAACUUUGGAAGUCCAGUGUUUUUUGAAAGAGUGAAGAUAAUGUUGUUAUAUGCAAUACUGUUGUUUCUCAUCAUUGGUAAAUGCAAUGUUACAUGUAUUGAAGCAAGACAACAAUAUAGUACAGGUAAACUCAGUGGUUUGCUGCACUUACAAGGAAAGGUUGUCUACAAUAAAAGAACCCAUGUGCAAAGCGAAAACAAUCCGUUAACGCCAUCUCUCCGUUGGGGAAAUAUGCUAUUGUUAGUACCAAAAAAGCUGGAUAAUGUUGCUGCAGCAACCAGACGUGAAGCUAUAAAUAACCAAGCAGAUUUGAAAAGAGUAAUACUUUCUCGUUUAAACCCUCAUAAGAAGGCAUAUGAUAAUUUUAUAAAGCUUUUAAAACGAAAUUUACAAUAUAAAAAAGAUGGUGAAAGUGAAGCUGCAGUCGCUACCUCUAAUAUGAAAAAGAAGCAGCUGGAGUUGACAAGCGAGAAGAGAAACCAUGUCACUUCUAUUGUUGAUGAAAAACAGGACAGAGAGAAUAUGAAAGAUGUUGACGAAAUGGUAAAUUGGAUCAAUAAAACACUUAGCCACGACGACGAAAAGAUUUUAUCAGAGUAUCUGGGAUCACGGUUUUCAACGAACGAUCUAAAAAAUGCAAUAUAUGAUAUUAUGUUGCAAGAUGACUACAAAGGUACAACAGGAGAUAGCGUAAAGGAAAAACUAAAAAGCAGAAUAGAAAUUCAAAAUUUGAUACAACUUGCGCAAGAAAGUCAACCAGGUAGAGUGAGGAAAAUAAAAGCUGAGGAACGACGAAAUAUUAUCACAAAAAAGAGAAAUACACCACGAAGAAAAAAUAAUGAUGAUUUCAUGGUAAUUACUGAACAGGAUGAUGACAAAAAUAGAAAGAAUAAAAACAAGGUUGAAACAAUGGAUGAUAUUAUUAAAAUGAAACCAUCCUCAACUGGCGAAUAAGAAACGGAAUCUCGCUAAUUUCGUACUUAUAAAAUCGAACUUCAGGAGCUGCCACAACACAGCCACUGCAGCAAAAGAAAAAAUCCAUUAUCCUGCCUCGAGAAAUCUAAAAUAUUAAAGAGUACUUAUAUUAUAAAGCAGUGAAAGGAUAAUACAGAUUAUUAAACAAUUUUUCUUAAUUUAUUUGGUUAAAAAAGAUUUUAUCUUGCAACCUUAAGUAGCAACUUCGUCCCCAGGACGUUGUGGGCCUUUUAUAUUUGGACGGUCUUUAAACAACUAAAAGUCCUGGGAUGUAUGAUGUAUGUAGAGGAUUCUUUUAGCUUACAGAAAAUCUCUACUUUUGUAUAUAAACGUAUUUAAUAGAUUUUGAGAUGCAUUGUACGCAUGCAACCUCGUCCCCAGGACUUGUUAGGUAUUUUAUAUUUGGACGGCCUGAACAAGCAUAACCAAACAAAAGCUUAACAAGUCCUGGGAACAAGGCUAAUACGUAUGGUAGGGAAGAAA
Hydractinia symbiolongicarpus is the source of this 1947-nucleotide messenger RNA. RefSeq lists its product as uncharacterized. The record is from RefSeq and is a predicted model, not a curated record. Lineage: Eukaryota; Metazoa; Cnidaria; Hydrozoa; Anthoathecata; Hydractiniidae. The transcript has 8 exons. The coding region runs from base 1 to 1443 and encodes 480 amino acids.